Messenger RNA from Porites evermanni, 324 nucleotides. The record is from the annotation of a GenBank genome assembly. NCBI's taxonomy places the organism in Eukaryota, Metazoa, Cnidaria, Anthozoa, Scleractinia, Poritidae.
AUGGAAUCCAUCCGUAAAGCUGGUGGCAAGGGGAAUGCUAAAUUACGCAGUGUCAAGGAAAGGAAGUUGAAGAAAAAAGCCGAGAAGGAGCAGUCUACAGUGAGUGGUAGAGGUGGUGGUGACCUUAUGGGUGACCUUUUCGCAAAGCUAUCCAUGCGUCGUAAAGGAAUUUCAGGAUCUAAAGGUGACUCAGGAGGCUCAUCAGAGGCGGCAUCAGGUGGAGGAUCAGCUAUGGACAAGGUGUCGGCAAUGAUUCCUGCCCCACCCAAGACUGAUCGUUCAGAGACCAUGCAUUCAGGAGAAAGUGAUGAUUGGGAACCUUAG